UCUCCAGGGGCGCAGGCGCGUCGUUUGGCCACGACCAGAAGCCGGCGAUGGAGCGAUCGGCGGAGAAACCUGCCCGGGCUAACGCCAACGCCGCCGCUUUCCAGAGGGAGGAGGAGGAGGAGGAGGAGGAGAUGGCUUUAUGAAUAUUCAGGAAUGCAUAUUCCUCUCGAGAAGCCCACACCUUCUUUCGCUGAUCCCCUCGCAACCUGGCUCUGCCCCAGUGCUCCCUGGCUCGUGGUGGGGGAGGCGAGCGCAGGAAUUCCGGCCGAUUCGCCCUCUCGCUUGCCCGGGGCUUGGCGGAAUGCCUUGAAGAGCUGGAUCCCGGGUACACGGCGGGCAGCUCCGAUGCGCGCACAGCUUUGAUCCGCUGAUGAGGCACACAUCUGGCUUCCCCCAGACGAGAGAUGUCUCGGACCAAUAGUGAGAGGAGGUCCUCCGGCCUGCUGGGGGAAGUCGCUUGAGGAGGAAGACCCCGUGGUCUGUGGCCAGCUGUGCCCCUGGCUGGUGACCUACUAUGGCCCGCUCCAGCAUCUGGAACAGCCUCAGGUCUGUGUUGAGAAAAAAUGACGACCCCUUGUUCCUGAACGACUGCAGUGCCUUUGAUUUUUCCGAUGAGGUUGACGAGGACUUCCCCAGGUUCAACAAACUGCGGGUUGUGGUCUCUGACGACCCGGCUGAGGCUUCUGCCAAUGGGGCUCACGUGGCACCCCAGUCCGACGACGAGUCCUUGCUGGACAGGGAUGUUGCUCUGCGGAGCGCCCAGACUGCACCCGGCAACACAGAGCCUUGUAACAAUUGCAGCAAACAAAGGGAACUCUUGAAGCAAAGGAAGGUGAAGAGGCGCUUGGGUUUAGCAGCAGUUCUCUAUCUCCUCUUUAUGACGGGGGAGCUUAUAGGUGGAUACGUUGCCAAUAGUCUAGCAAUCAUGACUGAUGCGCUUCAUAUGUUAACUGACCUCAGUGGCAUUAUUUUGACCCUGCUUGCGUUGUGGCUGUCUGCAAAAUCGCCCACAAAAAAGUUCACCUUUGGAUUUCAUCGUUUAGAGGUUUUAUCUGCCAUGUUCAGUGUAUUGCUGAUCUAUAUCCUUAUGGUUUUCCUCUUGUAUGAAGCUGUUCAAAGAACCAUCCAUAUGGACUAUGAAAUCAAUGGCGAUGUCAUGCUUAUUACAGCAGCUGUUGGUGUGGCAGUAAACCUCAUAAUGGGCUUUCUGCUGAACCAGUCAGGUCACCUUCACUCCCAUUCGCAUACCCAUUCCUCUGUUCCUCCAUCCAACUCUUCUGCUACGACAUCUGGGCAUGGUCACGGCCACGGCAGCCUGGCGGUGAGAGCAGCGUUUGUACAUGCCCUGGGAGACUUGGUGCAAAGUAUUGGCGUGCUGGUAGCUGCGUACAUUAUUCGUUUCAAGCCAGAAUACAAGAUUGCUGAUCCUAUCUGCACAUAUGUAUUCUCAAUUCUUGUGGCUUUCACAACGUUUCGGAUCAUACGGGACACCGGAAUAAUUGUACUUGAAGGAGUUCCAAGGCAUUUGAAUGUCGAUCUCAUGAAGGAAGAGUUAAUGAAAAUUGAAGAUGUGUUUUCAGUGGAAAACCUGAAUGUUUGGUCAUUAACUGCAGGAAAAAUAAUUGCCAUAGUCCACUUGCAAUUAGUUCCUGGUAGUUCAUCCAAGUGGGAAGAUGUCCAGUCCAAGGCCAGACGACUGUUGCUACACACAUUUGGAGUCUAUCAAUGCUCCAUCCAGCUGCAAAGUUACAGGCGAGAAGAGAAUAAACCCUGUGCAAAUUGUCAGAGCUCCAGUGCCUAAUUUUCCACACUUUUGGUGGGGGGAUUUGCUGCCUUAUUCUUUUUAUCUUGCAGCCAAAAGACCACAAAGCAAUAAAUGCAAGAUUUACAAGUGGAACAGGAUUCCUUCUAGGUCUGGAGUUGUGUUGGUGUUCAGUGCACCAAGAAAGACUGGAACUGGCCCAAGCACUGGGUCAGGAUUACACUUUUAACGAAGACGAGUCAUUGCUCAUCCUCUCUCACUGUUAAUUUUUGCUAGGGUUUUCUUGCCAAUGUAUUUUUCCCCAACAGGUUGUUUACAGAACAUAUUAUGGUCGGGCGGAUACGUUCUAUGUUGCCAUUUGUUAACUGUGUCACAGUACUUGCCUACCCUCCAAAAGAGGCUUCAGGAAUUAACUAGUUGAGUUGAAAGUGUUGACAAGGUUGAUCAUGUCCAUAAUCUAUAACGUUCAUGAUCUCUGAACUGGUUACACAGUAUUUACCCCAUUAAAAACAGCCAGAUUUUUAACACCUUGCCUAAAAAAGGUGCUGCAGGGAAAACACAAACCCUUCGUACAAACUUGAAUACACAUUGGGAAGUAUAGCUUUUACAGUAGCUACCAGUCUUGAAAUAAAGCUUUAAAACUAUACUCCACACUAUAAAAGGUCUUUAUCCGGAACAAACUACCAGUUGUUUAACGGAAGAUUUUGGGGCUGGACCCACUGUGUUUUGAAAAGGUCGAUAGUCUUUCAUAUCUUUCAGCAUAGGACUUCUACCAUAGAAAAGUAUAUAUUUCAUUUCUCCAAAUCUGUAUGGUUGGCUCUGAGAUGAUUCUUACUGAUCAUCUUGAAUAUCGAACCUUUUAAACCUUUUAACCUGCUCCAAGAAGCCAUUUGGUUAGCAUGGAUCUUAAGUCUAGUAAAUAAAUAUGCCGUAGAAGUGAUUGAUUUGCCUCACUGAAAGAGAGAGAAGGGGCCUUAGAGAAACCACAUUCGACACAAAGAUCAGAUCGGUAGACAUAAUAUAGACAUUCCGGAAAUAAGAGAACAAAGACUUUACACCGCAUUCCCUGAAGUUUAGAAUUGUGAGAAUCUGGUUUCCAUUUCACCUUUGCAUUUCCUUCCAAUAAAUUUAUGGCUUUUGCAUGAUGUGCUGAAAUGUGCCAGUGAAAUGUUAGUGAUUCGGUGAACUGUACUGCCUUUCUGUCAAACAGGGGGAGCACACCCACUGUCUAAUUUUUCUUAACUAAUAAUCUGAAAAUAAAACGUUCCUUUCUGACCUGUGUGCUGAAUCGCGGGCCUUAACCACGCCAUUGCAGGCACCAAAUUAUUGGAUUCUUCUUAAUUUUGAACAUGGAGAAGGGGGAAACCAGGGGAAAGCCAUCCUAAAACAGAGGUGUUGAAUUUGGAUCAGAGAUAAUUCAAGCCAGAUUGAACGUAGAUUCUAAGGCUGCGAAAAUAUUUAAUAAAAACAGUAGGAUUUGGCCUCAAUUUCUUUGAAUCUACACCACUUUGAUUGCUCUAAAAAGAAACCACCGUUUCGGUGUAAGAAACAUUAUCAUUCUUUGCUAAGAGUGGUACCUUUGGUCUUCAGCUAUGAAAUCUGAGGAAAUCAACUUGUAAAACAUAGCAAUAUUUUCUUUUCUUCCAAAAUGUUUGUAUUAGCUGCAAUUAAGGCUAAAGAAGCCAAAAAAGAUAGUUCUGGAUUAUCACAACUGACAAGGGAUUUUUUUUUUACCAAUUUUUUUUUACCAAUUGCCAGCAUAUUUUUGACUAAUUGGAUUAGAAAUCAAUAUCCAGUUCCUUCAUGAAGUGAUUAUUGUAUUUUUUUAAAAAAAUUCUGAUGUAGAAUAAUUUUUAAAACGUUAAUCAUUACAUGAAAGCAAUUUGGAUAAUUAUUUAAAAACUUAUAAAUCUAAAGAAUUAUUCAAAUAUUUCACGUAAAUAGUAUCAUAAUAUUGCAUUUUAAAGCUAUCCCCUGAUGAAGAACAAACUCAUACAAAGUAUGUUGGUAGUUGGUACUCUGAUUAAAUUAUUUUGAUGCCCUCUUGCUGGAUUUCUGAUGUUGCUUGUAAUUGGGACUAACCAACCCUUCUCCCCUUCUACGCACCCCAAGUCAAAAUUUCAGUAUUAAUUUGAGCAAACUGCACUAUAUUAUACUUUUCUUCCACAAGAAGAGUGAAAAUCUCCUGCAAAACAAGUAUGCUUGCAUUUCUAGCUCUGAGACGAAGAGCCGGGAUCUUGGAAACCUGUUUCCUACAUUACAAUAUAACACAAAGCCAUAUCACAGUUUGUGAACAAUUUGUGUAUCCCUUCUAUAUGACCUUUCUGGAAGUCAGGUAUUUUUGCACACAAUGGAUAUUCAUAAUGGAUAUUUCAUGAAGCUAGGGUUUACAGUAUACAUAAUUAGAAACUGGGGUUUUGGUAGAUCUGUACUGUAUUUGGAGUUUUAAAAAUUGUAAUUAUAUCCUAUAUAUUUGUUUAAGGACACAAAUGUGUUGCUUUACUGUGGAUUUAUUAAAUCAGUUAUUAAACUGCCCGCUUAUGUAUUA
Molecule: messenger RNA, 4310 nt
Organism: Elgaria multicarinata webbii
Lineage: Eukaryota; Metazoa; Chordata; Lepidosauria; Squamata; Anguidae
Gene: SLC30A4
Product: solute carrier family 30 member 4
Exons: 8
Coding region: 515-1801 (428 amino acids)
Biological process (GO): zinc ion transmembrane transport; response to zinc ion
Cellular component (GO): plasma membrane
Molecular function (GO): zinc ion transmembrane transporter activity
Source: RefSeq, a predicted model, not a curated record